This is a messenger RNA of Klebsormidium nitens, 2458 nucleotides long. The record is from the annotation of a GenBank genome assembly. NCBI's taxonomy places the organism in Eukaryota, Viridiplantae, Streptophyta, Klebsormidiophyceae, Klebsormidiales, Klebsormidiaceae.
AGAGAGUUGAAAGGGGCCAGGGCGUCGUUGCUUCUAAAUCUUUCUCCGACAGGCACGAGGUUCCGAAAGCUGAACGGAAUGAAUUUAUUGCAAAAGUAAUAGGAAGCAAGACGUGCAUAAGGCGCCGAGGGGCGGGGCAGGCUCGCAGAUAGAGUGGGGGUGCUGCAGAUUGAGCUUUGCUCUCAACCAACUCUGUUAAGUGCCCUAUCACCAGCUUUUGUCUGCUUAAACACCACUAAUUAGAAGCCUGGUCACUCGCGGUGUCUCCCUCUGUGCCCCAGAAUGAGCGCCGCGCUGAGGUGCACCACCGGGCACGCUGCCCUGGGUGCAACAUCCCAUUGUAAUUUUUCCAGUGGACCUUCAAGUUUACAACACCCACAAGUUGUGCAAGGGUGUCAGCCCUCUGCAUAUGCGCAUGCAAGUGCGUCACAGCGGCUUUUGGGGACAGCAUCAAGGCAAGAAGCACUUCAACGACGGCCCGAGUGCCUCGGGUCUGCAUUCGUGCCAGACAGCUCGUUGCUGAGCACCGGCGUGGACAUACUGACGUUUCUGGACAAUGCCGCUAGUAGCAAGAAGCAGCAUUGUUCAGGAACUAGAGCGGCUGCCGAUGGGGCCGGUGGCGCGCGGCGCACGAGGACUUCCAGCAACAGGGCGUCCUCUCGUCAGACAGUUGCCGGGACUAGGAAGGCAUCUCGCGGGGCGGAGCCUGAGUCAGCACCUGGGAAUGCCACUCUACUCCUGAGUGCAGGGAUACUCGCAGGCGGCAUCAUUUACCUCUUGCAGUCCGGAAGGCUAGGAAUCUCCAUCCCCAAGUUUGAGUUCAAGAAGCCCGGGUUUCUUGAGGGGAUGGAGUUGCCAGAGGCCUCGCCGGAACAGAAAGCAAAGCAGGCAAGGGGGGAGGCGAGCAAGAGACUGAAUCUGAUGAUGGGUGAGAUGCGAGCGGUCAAAACGGUGGAUUUCAGCGGGCGCAACUUGGGGGACGAGGGCAUCACCUCCCUGUCGACCGGGAUUGCAUUCAACGCAACCGCAAAGGAGUUCAACCUUUCGUCCAACCAGAUCACGGCAGAGGGCAUGGUGCCCCUUUGUGACGCGCUGAACAACAACAACACGAUUGAGAAGCUCAACUUGGAGGGGAACGGCUUUGGGGACGAGGGGGCGAAGAUCUUGGGAAAGAUCUUGGAGCAAAACGCGUCGAUCAAGACGCUCACGCUCAACAGCUGUACAAUUGCGGACGACGGGUGCAAAGCGAUCGCCGAGGUGCUGAAACGGAACACGACCAUCACGGAGCUGGAGCUGAACAACAACAUGAUCGACUACGAGGGCUGCGCGGCGCUCGCGGAGGCGGUGGCGGCCAACACGGCGUUGCGGAAGCUGCGGUUGAACGGCAACUACGGCGGCGUGCUGGGCGGGUCCGCGCUGGCCAAGGGCGUGGGCCUGAACACGUCGCUGCGGGAGCUGCACUUGCACGGGAACGGGAUCGGGGACGAGGGGAUGCGCAUCCUGGGGGAGGAGCUGCUGCGGCGAGAAAAGGACAACAAAAAGUGCCGAAUGACGACGCUGGACUUGGGCAACAACAACCUGAGCGCCAAGGGCGCGCGCGAGGUUGCGGCGUACCUGAAGCGCGCCAAGGGCCUGCAAUGGCUCAACCUGUACAUGAACGACUUAGGGGACGCGGGCGCGCAGAGCCUGGGGGAAGCGCUGGCGGGGACCAAGACGCUGGCGACGCUCGACAUCGGGGGGAACAACAUUCAGGCGGACGGGAUUGCGGCGAUCGCGGCGGCGAUCAAGGAGAACAAGUCAAUCACGACACUGGAACUGGGGUACAAUCCGAUGGGCCCGGACGGCGCCAAGGAACUAGCGGACGUGAUCAAGUUCUUCGGAAAUGUGGAAACGCUGCGGCUAGGCUGGUGUAAACUGGGGGUCAAGGGAGCGGAACACUUUGCGGAUGCGCUGAAGUACAAUGCAACGAUAUCCACUUUGGACUUGCGAGCCAACGCCAUUGGAGACGAAGGCGCGGCAGUCCUCGCGCAAAGCCUGCGGGUGGUCAACGAGAAGUUGGAGGUGCUUGACCUGGGGUUCAACGAAAUUAGGGAUAAAGGCGCUUACUCUUUGGCAGAAGCGUUAAAAGCGAACGGUCAGGCGGCAGUACAAAUGUUAAAUCUUACAGGCAACUAUCUUACAAAGUACGGACAAGUUGCUUUGAGUGAAGCCAAGGAUAUAGUGAGCGAGAUGAACGGUGGGAAAGAAGUAAACAUUGCCUGGUAAACUAUACUCGAGGCAAAGGAUCCCUUAAUCUGAACAUGAUGUUGAGUCGUCCGUCAACUUCAUUUGAUCAUUGCAAAGCAGUCAGAUGGAACAGGCUGAUUGGCGUAUAGGACUUUUUGGAAUGAGCUGCAUAUCACAGGCGGCAUGGAGUGUAUAUGCUAUUGGACGGCAUCGUUCAAUAUGCACAAGCGUA